This is a messenger RNA of Danaus plexippus (monarch butterfly), 1993 nucleotides long. RefSeq names its product peptide transporter family 1-like. Gene Ontology annotation, molecular function: dipeptide transmembrane transporter activity. The record is from RefSeq and is a predicted model, not a curated record. Bases 66 to 1967 code for a protein of 633 amino acids. The transcript is spliced from 14 exons. Gene Ontology annotation, biological process: transmembrane transport. Gene Ontology annotation, cellular component: membrane. NCBI's taxonomy places the organism in Eukaryota, Metazoa, Arthropoda, Insecta, Lepidoptera, Nymphalidae.
ACGGUUUUGUGAAUGUUGCUAAUUAAUUUACAUGUUUUGCUGUUAAGUAAAACAUUUUAUUUAUUAUGUUUGAAUCACAGGAUAACAAUGCAGUGCAACAAGCGAAACCGGUCACACAUAGAUUUCCAAAAACAGUCAUCGUUGUUCUUCUAAUCGUUGUCUUCGAACGUUUUUCAUUUUCGCUGAGUAGAGCUGUUCUUACACUUUAUUUAAGAAGUAAAUUAGAUUAUUCAGAAGAGGUUGCUACAGAAAUUUAUCAUAUGUUUACAACUUUCGUUACCUUCUCUCCUGUUGUUGGUGCCAUUUUAGCUGACAAUUAUUUUGGUAAAUUUAAGACUAUCUUGUACAUUAUGUUUAUAUAUGCUGCUGGAAAUAUAAUAUUAACUGUGACAGCAGUCCCGAAUAUAGAGAUACCAAAAAGGAUUUGUUCCAUCAUUGGGCUUUUCCUAAUAGCUCUUGGCACAGGCGGCAUAAGACCAUGCAUAAGUGCGUUCGGUGGCGAUCAGUUUAUUUUACCACAGCAAGAAAAACACUUGACAUUAUAUUUCAGUAUCUUAUACUUUAAUAUUUGCAUUCCUACAUUGGUUGCGAAGACAGUGUCUCCUAUUCUACGAUCUGACGUGUAUUGUUUUGGUGAUAAAGAUUGUUAUUCUCUACCAUUUGGAGUAUCAGCUCUGAUUAUAUUAAUUUCAAUAAUUAUAUUUGUCAGCGCCAAGAAUUGGUAUAUUAUGAGGAAAUCGGAGGGUGAUAAAGUCAUUCGUUUCGUGAAAUGCAUAUUGUUGGGUGUUAGGAAUAAAGUUCUCAGAAAGAAAAGUGAACAUCAAAAUUGGCUAGAUUCUACUGAACCUACGUAUGAUAGAGGGUUUAUACAGGAUGUUAGAAAGACAAUUUCUAUCUUAACAAUGUUCAUUGCUCUUCCAAUGUUUUGGGCACUAUUGGAUCAGUUGGGUUCGAGGUGGACGCUACAAGCCACUAAAAUGGACGGACGAUUUGGAUAUAUUACAAUCAAACCAGACCAGUUGCCUGUAUUUGAUACUAUGUUUAUUCUCAUUCUCAUCCCAUUCACACAACAGUAUGUAUACCCGUUUCUGACGACACGUUCGAUACUCACUAAUCCACUACACAAGCUGACUUUAGGCGGAGUGUUGGCAGCGCUUGCAUUUGUUUUCUCCGGAAUCGUAGAGAUUUAUAUUAAACCAACUUACCCUGUACUGCCUGAACCUGGAUUUUCACAACUCCGUAUAUAUAAUGGCAAUCCCUGUUCAAUAUCCAUUCUAAAUGACCAGCAAAAUAUUAUGUACACUAUUCCAUCUCUUUCACAUUUCACAAAUAAACAAAUGAAUGUGAAAAAUACGACGGAGGUUCGAUUCAGAUUUGACGGGAGUUGCAUCGAAGCCAAAGAUGAAAUAUUUUCUUUGGAAGACAAUAUGGCUAUAUCAUUUUUUAUAUCUGGCAAUAAUAUUGAAAGGUUUAAAGAGAAUGUAGAUAAAAGUAAGUCUGGGCUACCAGUUGUUAGAUUCCUCCUUACAGAUCAUAUAGAUACUUCAAAUUUGAGUCUUUUCAAUGAAAUUCAUAAAGAAGUUGAGGUGUAUCUCUCCGCCGGAAUCAGUUCACAAAUGGAAGUAUUUAUGGCAGAAUAUACUAUAAGAGAUGGUGGUAACAUAAUUGCUCGCGAAAUAAAAAUGGAUAAUGGUGGAGUAUACAAUAUUAUAAUGGAGAAAGUUGAUGACAAUUACGAAACAAAUUUGAUAACAAUAACGCAACCCAACUCUAUAACAAUGGCGUGGCUGCUGCCACAGUUACUGAUGAUCGCUAUGGCCGAGGUGUUGUUUGCUAUUACCGGUAGUGAGUUCAUAUUCAAAGAGGCUCCGAAAAGCUUGAAGUCAGUGAUGACUGCUGCUUGGUUGAUUAUUGAAGCUAUAGGGAACAUUAUCAUCAUUGUUAUUACAAGAAUUUUUAUCGAUUAACGACAGGUGAGUGUAGUGCUAUUCCG